AGAUACUUGGCGAAUAGGCACCGAAAACUAAAUUAGAAAUCUCUGUGGCUGUCUAUUAUGCCAUGAAGGUACAAAAAAGUUAAGUUUUGGUCCCCCUGCCCCCAGCCUUCGAUAUUUCAGCCAACGAAUCGGUCUCCCUUGGACGUGUAUUUGAAUUGUCUCCCAGUUCUUUCUUUUGGCCGACAGAUCAAAAGCAAAAAUGGCUUCCACUUUUGGUUUUAUAACUGUUAUAGCAGCAUGUCUCCUCGUCACAGUUACGGCUUUAAAUUGUUACACAUGCAACAACUGCGGCCAGAGACAGAUGACCCAACGACAAACCCUGAGGUGCCAGGCCGGAGUUAUGGGCAUGUCGAUCCCCCAAUGCUUCCAUGAAAUCACACAAAUGGGCACAAUAAACCGUGGAUGUACAAACCGCACCGAUUGCACAUUCCGCUCGUCCCAGCGUAUGGAACGCCAGUGCGGUCCCGGAGUGCAGCCGCCAUGCUUCUCCUGCUGCGAGACAGACAACUGCAACGUGGGAGCAAACAACGGCGUUACCAUGCCAACGGUUUCCAUGGCAACAUUCCUUCUCAUCCUCGUCCCAUCUAUCCUCUCGAUGUUUGUCAGCUGGUAGAAAGUGCUUUCUGAAAUAAAAGGCGGGACAAGCUGGGGCAAUAUUCCUGUUGUAAAGUGGACUGCAUGGAUUCGGGGAGGGGGGCAUGAUUUUUUUAUGGACAAAAGUGUGUAAAUAAUUAUCAAUCUUUAGACGAUUCCCAAUAUUAUUUUGUAAAUUUACAAUGAUGCUAAUUAUAACUACUUUACGAUACGAUAAAUGACUGUAGAUUCUUCCGUAUCAUAGUCGCGGAGCUGGGAAAUAAGGCCAGUUUGAUAUCGAUAGUAACUUCCACUGAAUACCUGAUUUUGAUUGGCCAAUGUGCAAUAAUGACGACACUGUCUUAGUUACUAUCGAUUAUGAAUUUACUAUGAUUAUUGGUUGUAUAAAGCGGGAGUGAUCACUUACAUUUUAUUCAUUAAGUCUUUCAUUUUCGUGAAAUAAGGGUAAGGCGAAGAAUUUCAGACAACGAAAUCAUGUAAACCAUUCGCCUGAAAAAUAAUAAAAUUUAUAAUAUCUUGUUUUCUCUUUUCAUUUUUUAUGAUUUCGUUUUCAUUUUCAACAAAAGAACGCCUCAUUAUGAUCAUUAUUAACUUUAUUGUUAUUAUUCAUUGUUGUAAACAGAAUCUAAUUUUUUUUAUUUUGUAAUUAUCGUCAUGACCUUUAUAUAUUUUGUUAUUUGUUUUCAUUGUUGUCAAAAGCACAAGUAUUGCUGUCAUUUUAAAUAUACAUUUUCCAACUUAGUCUUUAAAAAGUAUAUAACCAUAGUUCCUUUUUUUUUUUUGGGGGGGGGGGGCAGGGGGUAGAUGUUAAGACCUAUACCCGUAUCAACACCAAAUAUGGAAAAAAAAUCUUGCCUUAUUUGAUUGUAUAUGAUGUUUGUGGAAAAAGAAACAAUUAAACGAGACUUUUCAGAUACAAAUAUUAA
Molecule: messenger RNA, 1520 nt
Organism: Lytechinus pictus (painted urchin)
Lineage: Eukaryota; Metazoa; Echinodermata; Echinoidea; Temnopleuroida; Toxopneustidae
Exons: 3
Coding region: 200-613 (137 amino acids)
Source: RefSeq, a predicted model, not a curated record